CAGCAGCGUCCCCGGCACCGCCUCCGCGCUCUCCCCGCCCCGCGCCGGCGCCCUGCUCCGCGGCCGAGGGCAGCGCAGGGAUGGCCGGCCAGGGGGGCACGGAGGACGCGGCGGCGGCGGCGGACCCGGAGCCGCUGGUGGAGGUCCGCCUAGGCGAGCGCCGCUUCCCGCCGGUGCGCCAGAGGCGGCUGGUGGAGCAAAGCGACUACUUCGGCGCGCUCUACCGCUCGGGCAUGCGGGAGGCAGCGGAAGCGGCGGAGGCGGCGGCGGGCGGCGGCCGCUUGGCGGUGCAGCGGCUGCGCGGCGGGCUGAGCGCGGCGGGGCUGGCGCGGGUGCUGCGCUUCGUCGAGACGGCGCGCCUGGAGGCGGAGGAGCCGGGCGAAGGCGGCGGGCUGGCGGAGCUGGUGGAGGCCGCCUGCUUCCUGCAGGUGAGGCCCCUGCUGCACCUGCUGCGCUCCCGCCUGCGCCUGCCCGACUGCCUGGAGCUGCACCGCCUGGCCCGCCUCUACGGGCUGGCCGAGCUGGCCGACGCCUGCCUGGACUUCAUGGCCGGCCGCCUGCACCAGCUGCUGGCCCGGCCCCGGGACCGCCCGCCCCCCGGCCUGGCCCAGGAGCUGCGCCUCCACCGCCGCCGCGGCCGGCCCGCCCUGCUCCUCCUGGGCGCCUUCCCGGACCGGCCGCCGCUGCUGCGCUACGACGAGGAGGAGCGGCGCUGGGAGGCGCUGCCGCCCGCCGAGCUGCCCGCCCGGCUGCUCCAGGUGCGCGGCUUCGGCUCGGCCGCCCUGGACAACUACCUGUUUGUGGCGGGCGGCUACCGGCCUGGCAGCCAGGAGAUCGCCGCCGCCCACCGUUACAACCCCUGGCUGAAGGAGUGGCGCCCGCUGGCCUCCCUCAACCAGAAGAGGGCUAAUUUUAAGCUCCUGGCCGUGAGUGGAAAGCUAUACGCCGUCGGGGGCCAGUCGCUCUCCAGCGUUGAGUGUUACAACCCGGAGCAGGACUGGUGGACCUUCGUGGCGCCUUUACCAGCUCCCCUUGUGGAGUUCUCAGCGUGUGAAUGCAAGGAGAAGAUCUAUGUCAUGGGAGGCUACACUCCAAGAGACCGGAAUCUGAAUAUCUGGGAAUAUUGUCCCGUCUCUGACAAGUGGAGUAACUUCGAAACCUGCAGAACGCACCUCCGCAAGCAGCAAAUGUUGUCGGUGGAGGAGACCAUAUAUAUCGUGGGCGGCUGCAGCCACGACUUGGAUUCCAAAACGAGAUCCGGUCAGAACGAGGCUAUGUUAACUGUGCAAUCUUACAACGUGGUUACCAAAGAGUGGCUUUACCUCAAAGAAAACACCUCCAAAUCGGGUCUCAACUUGACUUGCACUUUGCACAACGACGGGAUUUACAUCCUGAGCAGAGACAUCACUUUGUCCACAAGCCUGGAGCACCGGGUUCUUCUGAAAUAUAAUAUAUUUUCAGACCGGUGGGAGUCACUGAGAAACUUCCCCAUCCCUGGACAAAACAUGUUGAUCUGUUCUUUGUAUUUUCCAGACCUGAGCUGAAUUCCCUUCGUUGCAGAACAGAGACUUUUUUUGUCUUUAUCUGUCCACAAAUUCUUUUGGCAGUUUCCCCCCCUGACUUUGGCCACUUUUGAGACGCAUGGACUUCAACUCCCAGAGUUCCCCAGCCAGCCAUGGAAUUCUGGGAUUUGAAGUCCACCUGUGUUAAAAGUAUCCAAGGCUGGGAAAUGUUUAAAGAGACGAUGCUCAAAAUGUCACCAUUGCAAUUGAUAAAGCGGGAGGAGAGAAAGAAUAAAUGUGUACGGAUGCCAACCGAUGCACAUUAAUCUGGCUUUUGGCUUAGAUGAGAACCGAUGGCUGUUGGGUGCAGAGAAACUUGUUUAACAUCAGUGAAUAAAUUUACUGUUUCAUAUCGAUGGCCAUCGUUUCCCAUCCAACUUGAAAUAUUCCUUUUUCCAAACCCUUUUGGGCCAGGUAGGUUAAGUAAACCUCAUCACCAGAAAUACAGUUUUGACCACGGAUGUGAUUAAAGCCAUACUGCUUUUAUAUGUCCCUAUUUUGACAUUGUGGACAUCCCUAGAAGCCAAUAAAAGUUGAAUUAGAGCAAUUA
Crotalus tigris (Tiger rattlesnake) is the source of this 2112-nucleotide messenger RNA. RefSeq names its product kelch like family member 42 (gene KLHL42). Lineage: Eukaryota; Metazoa; Chordata; Lepidosauria; Squamata; Viperidae. The record is from RefSeq and is a predicted model, not a curated record. The coding region runs from base 81 to 1544 and encodes 487 amino acids. Gene Ontology annotation, molecular function: protein binding. The transcript is spliced from 3 exons.